Molecule: messenger RNA, 1653 nt
Organism: Polypterus senegalus (gray bichir)
Lineage: Eukaryota; Metazoa; Chordata; Cladistia; Polypteriformes; Polypteridae
Gene: ntan1
Product: N-terminal asparagine amidase
Exons: 10
Coding region: 114-1064 (316 amino acids)
Biological process (GO): ubiquitin-dependent protein catabolic process
Cellular component (GO): nucleus
Molecular function (GO): protein-N-terminal asparagine amidohydrolase activity
Source: RefSeq, a predicted model, not a curated record
GUAUUAGGAUGACGCACGCGCAGUGUUUAAUUCGGAAGCGCUGGCUGGCAAGCGCAUCGACUGCUUUACGCGGUUCCGCAGGGAAUGUUUUAAAAUAACCUGAAUGUAUCAGCAUGCCCCUCUUUGUCAACGGUGAAAGGAUAGCCUCCCACGGGAGUACCGGUGAAUUGUGUAAAAGAUAUCCCGAGCUGCAGAUCACAGCCAAGGCCUUCCGCGAGAAGAAGCCAGAGACCAUCGACUCGAAGCUCCUGUUGUACGUCCAGCAGAGGGAGUUGGCAGCCACCACGCCCGCUGACAGUUCAGUCACAGUAAUUGGCUCAGAUGAUGCCACAACUUGCCACCUUGUAAUACUCCGGCAUACUGGCAGUGGAGCAACAUGUCUGGCACACUGUGAUGGGUCCAACACCAGAAGUGAGGUCUCCUUGAUCAUCAAAGCAGUGAGAGCACUAACUGCAAACCUUAAGGAGGGAAGAUUUGAGCUUCACCUCAUUGGCGGGUUUCUGGAUGAUUUGAGCACCUCUUGCGAUCUAAGCCGUCAGCUUUUGGCGGCUUUCAGCCAGCAGAAGGAAGACAUUCAUUUGUUAACAUGCUGCAUCACAGAGCUGAAUGACAGUGUGGUGUGUGGCAUUCACAGGCCUGUGGUUUAUGGAGUAGGCGUGAAUGUGAAAACGGGGGAAAUCUUCCCAGCAACAUUUCCACACAGAGGCCCAGAAGAACUCCUGCGGUCAGCACGAACCUUCACAGGAGGCCAGAUGGUGAACAUCUACGACUCGCCAGGAGAGCAGAUCCGAAUCGGCCCCUACAGUUGGCUGUCAAACAAGGACAUAAGCGUCUGGCUAGAACAAGAUGACCAGACCAUACUUAAGCACAUGUCCACAUCACCCUUGGUGGAGCCUCCUCAUUUUGUUACUCACAUGAAAGCCACGAUUCAGUUCCUCUUGGAGAACCCUCGUGCAGAGACCCUCUUUCCGGGGGGACAGUCACACGUCUACAAAAGAAGUGCACAUGGCUCGUGGGAUAAAGCAGCUGACUGUGCGGUGCCCGUGCAUGGUGGGAACAACUGAAACGGCGUUCAUGAUAAUCGAGUGGCACUUGUGAUGUGCAAUGUGUAGCUAAAUGAGCAGCGCUGGGAGACUCGAGUGGAGGACAUCUGUGCUCUGUGGAGGCAGUACCACCAGAGUGACCUGUUGUGGACACUUUGUGACAUUGCCAGCCUGGCCUGCAUGUUCCUCCUUGUCCUUCUUCAAGAUGUCUCAUGAUGUUUCACUCCCGCUGAGGGGGACCAGAGAUUAAUUUGCAUGUGUAAACCCACACACCGUAAUAUAUAUAUAUUGGGGGGGUUUGUGUGAAGGGGCUGAAUGCUGAUGGGAAUGGCUUGUGGGGUUGACGUAAAGAAGACGCCUCUUGAAAUGGCACCAAAUCACCAUGUACUUCAUCUUCAGCCUCCGUGAAACUGCUGGCCCCGGUUUGCUUAGACAGAGCAGGCAGGCCGCAGAAUCGAGUCAGGCUCACCUACUAACUCUGGCCUGUGUAGCCCCUCGUCCACGAGACCACUUUAUCUGUAUUCACUCUGCCUCGUCUGAGGUGCGCCACCAUCCAGACCUUUUAGGGGUUUUAACUUACCGACAGAAAUAAAAUGGUGAUACCACAUGA